CAUUCCUCUCCUCGUCCACAACAACUCCCUUCCAUGGCCUACGUCAACAUAUUCAAUAUGGUAAAAAACACCAUCGUGCCGUCUACAAGGUCAAUAGGCUCUGAUUUACAGCCUACCUUUUACAAUGUUAUUUUCCUUUAUUAUCAGCAUUGCGUCUCUGACAUCUCUUGUCUCUGCUGCUAAUGUGUGUGGCUUGGUCGGCAUUCAUAAUGAUACGCAGAUAAGCUACUAUAUGGGCAAUUUCUUCUACAAAGGGCCAUCGACUUUUGCGCUGUGUGCCGCAUAUUGCAAAACGGAUCCAAAUAAGUGUAAGGCCUUUCGGUACAGUUAUUUCAGCGACUCUCAGGGGCAGUACUGUGAGUUCUUCGACAAUGGACUCUCUGGCAAUGUUACAGCAGACUCGUCCCAACCUUACUACUAUUACGACAUUGGCUGUGCUUUUCCUGCUUUUGGAAGCACGACACAAACCGUGACAACAACAUCAGUUCCUGCAGCGGUUACACAAACACGGACGCAAACUGUUACAACGACAUCAGUUCCUGCGGUAGUUACGCAGACACAAACCGUGACGACAACAUCAGUGUCUGCUAUGCAAGUCCAGACACAAACAAAAACAAUCUCCCAGACACAGACUCAAACGCAGACUCAAACGCAAACACAGACUGUUACCUUGUCACGAACUCUCACUACGACAUCAACCCCGCCAGCAGCUACUAUAACAGUAAUUCGAACGCAGACAUCGACGUCGACUGUAAUGCAAGGCCAACAAGUUCGUGUCACAACGACCGCGCAAGCAGCCACUGUAACAUCGACUCGAACGCAGACUGUUGUCCAAAACCAACAAGUUCGUGUCACAUCCACCGCGCAAGCAGGCACAGUAACAGCGACUCGAACGCAGACAGCCACGCAGACUGUCGUCCAAUCAAAGAAUUUCACGACGACCUCAACCGUAACAACAGUCCGAGUCCAGGAAGCUGAUGCGGACUACACGCAAACAAUAACGGAACUGACGACGACGACUUAUUACUUCAAUACUAUAUACACUAGAACAAGCACGGCUUACAGCACGUUUACGGUCACGUCGAGAGUCGUAUCGACAUUGCGGUAUUGUUAA
Molecule: messenger RNA, 1114 nt
Organism: Cucurbitaria berberidis CBS 394.84
Lineage: Eukaryota; Fungi; Ascomycota; Dothideomycetes; Pleosporales; Cucurbitariaceae
Exons: 3
Coding region: 125-1114 (329 amino acids)
Source: RefSeq, a predicted model, not a curated record